Molecule: messenger RNA, 1614 nt
Organism: Nematolebias whitei (Rio pearlfish)
Lineage: Eukaryota; Metazoa; Chordata; Actinopteri; Cyprinodontiformes; Rivulidae
Product: growth hormone receptor
Exons: 9
Coding region: 1-1614 (537 amino acids)
Biological process (GO): cytokine-mediated signaling pathway
Cellular component (GO): external side of plasma membrane
Molecular function (GO): protein binding; cytokine receptor activity
Source: RefSeq, a predicted model, not a curated record
AUGUGGUCGCAGGAGGAAGAAGAGCUGAAGGAGAAGGAGGAGCUGCAGGAGGUUUCCAGGAGCGCCAGGUUGGCAGAUGGUGGCAGGAUGUUGUGGUUGCUGUUCUGCCUGCUACCUCUGGGGGGCGGCAGCAGCAUCAGCGCCCCGGAGGUCAAUCAUAAAGGAAGACACGACCGCGAAGUGGUGUCCGCCGUGAACACGACGCCUCACAUCUAUUACUGCCGCUCCCCCAACAUGGAGGACUUCACUUGCUGGUGGCACCCGCUCAACAACCUGACCAGCGGCGGCGAGAUCACCUACGUCCUCACCUACACCAAAGAGUGUGGACCCAAACACGAGUGUCCGGACUAUGCUUCUGCUGGCCCCAACAGCUGCCACUUUGACAGCAGCCAUACGUCCAUCUGGAAGAUCUACUGCAUGAAUGUGACGGCCAUCACCACCCGCAGGAACUACACCUCCCAGGAGCACUGCCUGGACGUGGCCGAGAUCGUGGAGACGGAGGCGCCGGUCAACCUGACCUACGUGCUGACAGACGCCGGCGGUGAUGAGAUGGGCCACAGCGUGCAGCUGUCCUGGACGUACCCGGUGCCCGAGGACCUGCGGUACGGCUGGAUCACUCUGGUGUAUGAGCUGCAGUACAGACGGGUCACCGAGCCCGAAAACUGGAAGCUAAAACAUCCUCUGCGUGAGCCUCACGUCGAGCUGCUCGGCCUUCGGGUCGGGGAAUACGCAGUCCGAGUUCGGUGCCGGUCCCACAACUCGGACCUGUGGAGCAAAUGGAGCUCCACGCUGCUGCUGAGCAUCCCCAACAGGCCGCCCACAGGUAAAGUCCUGGUUCUGGUUCUGGUGGUGGCAGUUGGACUCGUGGCUCUGGUGGUCAUCGCCUUCGGCGUUCUUCCUCAGAGCAGGAGAAUAAAAGAGUACUUCCUGCCACCCAUUCCCAAGCCACGAAUCAUUGGCAUCGACCCGCUGCUCCUGAAGAAGGGGCAUCUAGAAGAAAUCAACCAUCACUUCAGUAACUUCCACAGCUACAGACCUCCAAGUUACUCUGUUGAUGUCUGGGACCAGGUGAGCGCCGAUAGCAUCUACCUGACCUCACCGAAGGACUGCAGGGUCCCUGGCGAUGUCUCAGACAGGGAGCAGAAGUUGCCUAGCACUGCCCAGCAUCAGUUAUCGGUUCAAAACUCGUCGUCAUACGUUCAGAGCGUGUCGCCCUAUUGCAUGUCGCCUACUGAGGUCUUUGCUCCUCUACUGGGUCCUGCUUCCCUGUGGCAGAGGUCUGAUGUGCCAGGAACGGACUAUAGCAUAAUGGAGCAUCCUAGCAUCCCUGACAACAAUGCCCCCAGUCUUCACCCGACCAGCAACCCACCGCAGGAUUUCUACACCUGCGUCCAGCUCAUGAAGGAAAGCGGUGAGGUGCACCUGGUGCCGUGUUUCCCGACGACAUACUGUCGAGACCUCUCGCCUUUCCAAACUUCAGCCAUAGCUGAGCCAGAGGAUGAGGAGCAACAAAAGCUUGUUGAGGGCCAGGCCAGGAUGAGUGAUGGUGGUAAGAACAAAAGGACUGAAGCCUCCACCCCUCUGCUACCUGUCUCCAUCGAUGACAUUGGCUAA